This is a messenger RNA of Ostrinia nubilalis (European corn borer), 3236 nucleotides long. It is a transcript of the gene Mad, whose product is annotated as protein mothers against dpp. The record is from RefSeq and is a predicted model, not a curated record. Gene Ontology annotation, biological process: anatomical structure morphogenesis; BMP signaling pathway; cell differentiation. Lineage: Eukaryota; Metazoa; Arthropoda; Insecta; Lepidoptera; Crambidae. The transcript has 3 exons. The coding region runs from base 357 to 1625 and encodes 422 amino acids. Gene Ontology annotation, molecular function: RNA polymerase II cis-regulatory region sequence-specific DNA binding; I-SMAD binding; DNA-binding transcription factor activity, RNA polymerase II-specific. Gene Ontology annotation, cellular component: heteromeric SMAD protein complex.
GUCGCCUGUCUGCUGUCGUUUGACAAGUGUUUUAUUUCAUUUUCAACAGUUUUUGUGCGUAAAGCAAUGCUUAAUUUAGUGAUAUUAGUUGCUAAUUAAUUUAAAACUGUGGAACUUUACUAAGCAGCAGUGUUAAUUAAAAAUACCACUACUGUUGCCGUUCGUUCAACGGAUGGACGCUUGUUGUGUCACGCCAGUCGCUAUUUUGCAGUCGUAAUUGGAUCGUGGACGGUGUGGGGAAUACCAAGUGCUACUUUUAAUCGAUGGGCGAUUGAGCGUUUCCGUGGUGUAAUUAUUGGCGGGGUUCGCGUUCCCGCGGUUCGGUGAUUCACUGAGUGGAGAAAACAUUUGUAACCAUGGACACCGAUGAUGGAGAGUCCUCCAGCAGCGGCCCUAUGUCCAGUCUGAAUAGCCUUUUCUCAUUUACAAGCCCGGCUGUGAAGAAACUCUUGGGCUGGAAACAGGGUGAUGAAGAAGAGAAAUGGGCUGAAAAGGCAGUGGACAGUUUGGUCAAGAAACUAAAGAAGCGGAAAGGAGCCAUUGAGGAGCUAGAGCGGGCCCUGUCUUGUCCUGGGACACCCUCGAAGUGCGUCACCAUACCGCGCUCCCUGGAUGGCCGAUUGCAGGUGUCCCACCGCAAAGGCCUCCCGCACGUGAUCUAUUGCCGCGUGUGGCGCUGGCCCGACCUGCAGAGCCACCACGAGCUAAAGCCGCUCGAGAUCUGUCAGUACCCCUUUAGCGCCAAGCAGAAGGAAGUAUGCAUCAACCCUUACCACUACAAGCGCGUCGAGAGCCCCGUCUUACCCCCGGUGUUAGUUCCACGCCAUUCUGAGUUCGCGCCGGGACAUUCGCUUCUACCUUUCCAGCGGACGACGGAGCCGGCUAUGCCCCACAACGUAUCCUACUCUGGCUCAGGUUUCCCACCUUCCGCCAGCUCGGAACUCCCCGAUACGCCCCCGCCAGCCUAUUCCCCCCCUUCGGACGACACCGAACCACCCGGGGAAGUCGCUCCCGUCUCCUAUCAGGAACCACUCUAUUGGGCGUCCGUAGCUUAUUAUGAACUGAACUGUCGAGUCGGGGAAGUGUUCCACUGCAGUUCUCAUUCGGUGGUCGUCGACGGCUUCACCGACCCGUCCAGCAACAGCGAUCGCUUCUGCCUCGGCCAGCUCAGCAACGUCAACAGGAACUCGACCAUCGAGAACACCAGACGUCAUAUAGGAAAAGGCGUGCAUCUUUACUACGUGGGUGGCGAGGUUUAUGCAGAAUGUCUAUCUGACGCAGCGAUAUUCGUGCAGAGCCGCAACUGCAAUCACCACCACGGUUUCCACCCGUCGACCGUCUGCAAGAUUCCCCCGGGUUGCUCGCUGAAAAUCUUCAACAACCGGGAGUUCGCUCAGCUGCUGUCCCAGAGCGUGAACCACGGCUUCGAAGCGGUUUACGAGUUGACCAAGAUGUGCACGAUUCGGAUGUCGUUCGUGAAAGGGUGGGGGGCCGAAUAUCAUCGCCAGGACGUGACAUCGACGCCAUGCUGGAUCGAGAUCCAUCUGCAUGGCCCGCUGCAGUGGCUCGAUAAAGUCCUGACCCAAAUGGGCUCGCCCCACAACGCUAUCUCCUCGGUGUCUUAGCCGCGUUGCCGAGACCCCCCUCCCCACCGCAUCUUAUUGUAUUUCAAAUCUGGUAUUAGUGAAUCAAUCUCACGAAAGGGUGUCAUGUUUUGUGCAUUUCGUUGUUUUGUAGUUCGUAAAUUAUUCGGUUGCUUUUAGAGUAGGCGCACACCGUUGAUUUUUCGUCGGCCGAUAGUUUAGUCGGGCAGUUGACCAGUAUGAGCAUGUAUGGGAGUGCGCACACUACGCCGAUUCGAUUUGGCCGAUUCUUUAUACAUUUUAAAAUUGGGCACAACUAUCGGCCAACUAAAAAUCAACGGUGUGCACCUACUCUUAGAAAUCAGUUCCGCGUUUUCCGCGUAUCGGGAUAAAGUAACCCUACGUGAAGCCAAUAGUAGAUGAUCUAACCUUGUUUUAGGAUUAACCUCAGAUUACAUACGUAAUAUUAUAUAUUUUGAACUUUAAAGACAUUUAUGCUAGACUGAGAAUUAAAAUUACUACAAUUUCUGACUCGGCGCGAUAAUUUUAGCUUCACAGAUAUUGGCUGAAAGGUUCCCCCUAUUUUCGAAUGUUGCAGCUCAAAUGGCGUGUCCAAUGUAAUCGUAACUUCAGAUUUAGCGUUACUACUAUAAAGACAGAUACGAUAGACGUACGUUAUGAAAUAAUUAUACUCGUGAAUGUUUAUGACAAGGUAAAAGAUAUUAUUGGUGUACAUAAUGUUUUUAUUUUUGAAAAUGUUCGAUGUAAGUUUAUGGCAUCUAAGUUUUCUUUGGCACAAAAGUUCGAAAGUUGAAUAUUUACGAUAUUAUGUAAGUGAUGAUUAUACACAAAUAUAUUGUAGUUUAAGACAGAAUGUUAGUUUCGUAUAAAGUAUAUGUUUAGGAGCUUAUUGACGAAUGCAAUUUUUAUUAUUAUAACGUACAGUUAUUAUUAUUAAAGGGGACAGUGGCUUUUUUAUUUAUGUAUAUUUAUCUCAAAGCUUUGAUAAUGAACGUACGUAGUCGAUGAUCGCUUACCAUCAGAUCGGGUAUGCCCGAUUGCCGAUAUUUGUUUAUGAAAAUGUUUUAAAACAACAUAAAAAAAAAAUGUUCUCCAAUUUAUGCAUAAAUAUUAAAAGCCACAUCCUCAAAUGCAUAGUUUUAAGUAAUAUGUGUUCUAUGUAACUAUAAAUUUUAUGAAUUAAGACAAACAGUACCAACUAACAUGUUAUGUCGUGAACAUAAUGUGCAUAUAAAUUAAUUAAUGUACUCUCAUGCUUACUGCUUUGAUGCCAAUCCUAAAUCUACAAGUUUUCACAGAAAUUGAAUAAGUAAAGGUGCAGAUACACAUGCUCAAUACUAGCACGAAAGCAUUCUACUAUUGAGUAAAAUGCUCCUUAGAAGCAUGUGUGUCGAAACAAUUGCUAACAAUAAGCAUUUUCAUUUGAAAUUGUUCGAGCGCACUUGUAUUAAGCAUGCUAAUAAGCAUGACACUUUACGAGCAUGUGUAUCGGUACCUUAAUAUUGCGCAAAAUGAUGGAUUACAACGCUUAAAACCAUAAUAGUGUUAUUUGGUGCUUUUGUUUCAACGUAUAUUCGUGCCAUUUCGGUAAAUUUUAAUCUUGAAUUUAAAGCAAAUAAAUUCAAAAUUUUU